Molecule: messenger RNA, 1662 nt
Organism: Penicillium lagena
Lineage: Eukaryota; Fungi; Ascomycota; Eurotiomycetes; Eurotiales; Aspergillaceae
Product: sorting nexin 1
Exons: 7
Coding region: 1-1662 (553 amino acids)
Biological process (GO): retrograde transport, endosome to Golgi; protein retention in Golgi apparatus
Cellular component (GO): endosome
Molecular function (GO): phosphatidylinositol binding
Source: RefSeq, a predicted model, not a curated record
AUGGAUCUCGACUCUGGUGACUCCCCAUGGGGCGAUGAGCCCUCUCACUUCAAAAGCGACCAGGUUCCGUCGAAACCAAUGCCUGAGGAGGAGGCUUCAUCUUACCCUGCAGCAACUGCCCAACUCCAGGCCGACAGCGGACCCGCCGUUCGUUCGCCGCCCACCAGACGAGGCCCGCGAGGCACGCGCAAGAUCAGUGCCCAGGCCACACGCUUAGAAGCUGUCGAUAACACCGUUGAUCCGCUCGGCCCGCUGGGAGAACCACCAUCCGAGACUACUCCGACCACCGACGAAGCCCCAGCACCGCCUCGGAAGGAACCGUUCGCUGCACGCGGUGCGCGCCCACUGUCGUCUCCCUCUCAAGCUUCUACUGGGGAAAUGGGAGACUCGCGACAAUCACAGCCCAGUGUCAGCGUGGAACAGGCCGCGAAGCCGACAUUUGACAUCAACGUGGGGGAUCCGCACAAAGUAGGAGAUCUAACGAGCAGUCACAUCGUCUAUCAAGUCCGGACAAAGACCACAUCCAAGGCAUACCGCGUGCCCGAAUUCGCCGUCAGCCGGCGAUACCGCGACUUCCUUUGGCUUUAUAACUCUCUACACAACAGUAACCCGGGAGUGGUUGUUGCGCCUCCGCCCGAGAAGCAGGCCGUUGGCCGGUUCGACACGAACUUCGUAGAGUCCCGGAGAGCUGCACUUGAGCGGAUGCUGAACAAGAUUGCGGCCCAUCCGAUCCUUCAACAUGAUGCGGAUUUGAAAAUCUUCCUGGAGAGUGAGGCGUUCACCGUCGAUGUCAAGAACAAGGAGAACCGGGAGCCCGAUAUUGGCCAGAGCAAGGGCAUGCUGAGCUCGUUCGGCAUCUCUGUCGGGGGAGGAGGCAAGUUCGUGGAGCAUGACGAUUGGUUCCACGACCGCAAGAUCUAUUUGGAUGCUUUGGAGAACCAAUUGAAAGGAUUGUUAAAAGCCAUCGAUACGGUAGUUGCGCAGCGCAAGGGUCUUGCCGAAGCAGCGGGUGACUUUUCGGGGUCCCUUCACGCCUUGGCCGCGGUCGAGCUGUCUCCUGCCCUGUCCGCCCCGCUUGACGGGUUAUCAGAGUUGCAGCUGCGCAUUCGCGAGUUAUACGAGCGUCAGGCGCAGCAGGACGUUCUAACGCUCGGGAUCACGAUCGACGAGUACAUUCGCCUGAUUGGCAGCGUUAAGAUGGCAUUUUCACAGCGGCAAAAGGCCUUCCACAGCUGGCAUGCCGCCGAGUCAGAUUUGCAAAAACGCAAGCACACGCAAGAUAAAUUGUUGCGCCAAGGCAAGACUCAGCAAGACCGACUGAACCAGGUCAAUGCCGAUGUGGCCGAUGCAGAGCGCAAGGUUCAUCAGACACGGCUUUUGUUUGAGGAUAUGGGUCGGUUGAUGCGGAAUGAAUUGCAAAGAUUCGAGAAGGAGAAGGUAGAGGACUUCAAGUCUGGCGUGGAGACAUUUCUGGAGAGUGCCGUCGAGGCUCAGAAGGAGUUAAUUGAGCUCUGGGAGACAUUCCUACUGCAACUGGAUGCCGGCGAAGAAGGACUUCCCUAUUAUGUUCCUCCAUCGACCGCUGGCGAGAGCGGCGAGGGAUCCGCCCCGGCGUCUGCUAGCGGCGAACCAGCCACCGUGGCCGCGGAAGAUGAGUCGUGA